UUUUUUGUGUUUUGUGUAAACAGAUACGAUAUGGCUGAUUCAACCGACAACUCUGCUGAAACUAGUCAACGUAAUAAAAAAAGUGUUAGAGGUCCCACUAUGUUGAAAGCAAUUGAAAACGUUCGUAAAACGGGUAUAAAGAUCCCUCUCCAGUUUGAUCUAGAAACUGGAGAGUGUUAUGGUAACAAUGCCUCCCAUUUUAAGAGUUACGUAGCACUUCUUACUCGAGAAAGAUGCAGUAUUGCGAAAGAGUUGUGGAAACAUAUACCUGAAGGAGUAAAAAAUGCUAUGUGGACAGAUAUUAAGGCUAUUUUUGUUAUACCCGAGUUUGAUGAUGCAAAAAGGAAUGAUCAUUUUAAGAAAAUAUGGUUUCACUAUGCGGCGGAGCGGUGGAAAGAUUUUAAAUCACGGUUGACUAGAACUUAUAUCACAGACCCCAAACAAGAUGACGUUCCUCCAUACGUCAAGUAUCCUUACAUCAAAAAAGAUAUAUGGGAAGAGUUUGUGAAGUAUCGACAGACCUCUGAUUUUAAGGAAAAAAGUCAAAAGGGUAGGGAGAAUCAUGCAAAGAAUGUUUACCCACAUGUAUUAUCCCGUGGAGGGUAUAAGAGGCUCGAGGAGCAGAUGAUCAAUGAAAAGAGAUUGUCCUUAUCGAAAGAUAGUUCUGGCUUAACUGAUGAUGAUCGUCAUCCAUCUCCACCGGAACGCUAUGAGACAUGGACGAGAGCACGACAAAAGAAAGGGGGAGAAUUCACAUCCGAGCCUGUAAAAAAAGUUGCUGAGAAAAUUGAGAAAAUUGUUGAAGACUCAAAAAAGGGUGACUUUGUUCCAACGGGACGUCACGAUGUCCUAACAGAAGCCAUUGGAACACCUGAGCAUGGUGGUAGUGUUCGUGGUGUUGGAAAAAAACAUAACAUUACCACUUACUGGGGAAGAUCAAAGGUUUCACGUCAAAGUCAAGGUAUAGAUGUCAAAGAGCAACUAGCAGCAUUUAAAGCAGAUUUGGAAGCUAAGUUUGAGGAAAAGUUGGCGCAAGAGCGUAAGAUGAUGCAAGAUUCUCUUAUGGAGACACUAAAGUCCAUGGGUUUAUCCCAAACCUCUGAUACAAAUAAUAGAGUCAUGGUACCUGAAGCGCAAACUGAACAACUUGUUGUCACCGGAAGCGCAAAAGGGAGUUGUUCUCCUGCACCGGUCAAGAUGCAAAAUGAACUCAAGGAGGUUGUUGUCACUGAAAGCGCAAAAGGAAGUUGUUCUCCUGCACCGGUAGCAGAGGCUCAAGAUAACAUGGACGAUGUUCAGAAAUUGUUAAUCAUGGUUCUGAAAAGGGGUGAGGAUCAUUUGGAUGUAGAAUUAAUUCAUUGUUCAAUGUGUACUAAUUUUCUCAUGUCUUGCAAGUGUAUAAGAGAGUUGUUGGUGGGUUCUAUUUGGCUCGACAUGAGUACUCUAAGUGUUUGGUGCUCGUACAUUCAUCGUUUAUGCAUUGAAAACAACACCACAAAUGUAUAUGGAAUUUUGGAACCAACUUUUCUGAACAUUGUUGGUGAUGCUGGGAAAAAAAGUGAUCAGAGAAUAUCUCAAAGUAAAUGCAAGAAAUACAUCCAGCAUAAGUUACAAAAUGAAAAGAAAGAGUGUCAAUUAUUACCAUUUAACCAUGGAGGACAUUGGCAGUUGAUAAUACUUUGUCCAAAGAUAAAUACCGUGGUUGUUAUUUGUUCACUACAUUGGAAACUUAAUCCAAUAAUGGAGAAAAUUGUUUCAAGUGUUUUUACGGUUGAUCAAAUGGCGAAUGGCAAUAGAAAGAACAAUACCGUAUGGCUUUAUCCACAAGCGAGGAAACAAUAUAAUUCAAAUGACUGUGGAUACUAUGUAAUGAAAAAUAUGUUGGACAUUGUCACUGCUAAGAUAACUGAUUCUUGGAUGGAGGUAUUUAAUGACCCAAAAGAGUUAACAGCUGAGGAGAUGUAUGAAUUGCGAUUACGUUGGUCAACAUAUUUUUUGGAGUUAUUGGAGGGUUAAGAUUUAUCUGGGUGAUGAAUUGGUUAUUAGCUUUAGUUUGAGUCUUGGAAGCAGAUCAGGUGAUGGAAUUGGUAUUUUGGCUCGGAUGUGCAUCUCACUGUUUUGGACUGUUUAUUUUGGACUAUUUUAGGAUGGUUUUAUAUGAAGGAAUUGGUAUUAGAAUUGGUAUU
Messenger RNA from Trifolium pratense (red clover), 2186 nucleotides. RefSeq lists its product as uncharacterized. The transcript is spliced from 10 exons. Gene Ontology annotation, molecular function: cysteine-type peptidase activity. NCBI's taxonomy places the organism in Eukaryota, Viridiplantae, Streptophyta, Magnoliopsida, Fabales, Fabaceae. The record is from RefSeq and is a predicted model, not a curated record. Bases 31 to 2016 code for a protein of 661 amino acids. Gene Ontology annotation, biological process: proteolysis.